CAUAAAAUCAUAAAAUUCUACAAUAUUUUAAUAAGUUACAUAUCUUUUUUUUAUGGAACACUGGAAACCUACAAAGAAUUUGUUGAAGAAAUGCCUUGGGUUGUUUUGAGAUUUCCAGAAAGUGAAACAAUUGAGGCAGUACCAGCUAAGUGGUAUGACAAAGCAAACAAACUUUGUAAAUUUCCUCCCGUGGACGAUCAUACUGAGGAGUUAUCCAACUUUAUUAUUGAAGAAUAUGACCCCUUAGAGGAAUGGCCAAUACAUGAGGCAGUGUUAGAAAGCCAGACAGAAUUUGUACUGUUUAACAAAGCUCACAUUAGAGCUAGUAAAGCGUGCAAUAGCCAGAAUUACAAAUCAGAUAAAGAAACUGUGUUACCACAAAAGAGACCUCCUAAACCAAGGAAAAUAGCGAGCAGUAGUAGUGAGCAGGACUCAGAUGGGUCAGAUCUGGUUUUUGAACAUUCAUUUCCUAAGUCUAAGAAAGAACAACAUGAAAAGUGUACCCCAUCUAAAUCAAGAACUCAUCCAAAUAUUGGAUUAGAAAACAAACAGGAAGUAAAAACCGUGCAAGAAACUUCCAAACCCACACCAACAAAUGCCAAUGCUCAAGAAACUGCAAUUUCAUAUUUAAUAAGAAUAAAAAGAACGUUAGAAUUACAAGAACAAAAACUUAGUGAAAUUGACAGAAAAGUGGAUGAAUUGUCCACUAUAAUCAGAGGGCAACAAAAAAGUACAGAUAUAACUGAUGAUGAAGUUCAUAAGAAAUUACCUCUAUCCACCUUAGAAGAACUAGGAGACGUUGAAAAGCUACUAGAAAAUGCUACAAAUCUAGACAACCUUGUGAGUGAUAUUCUUAUAUUUUUAAAAUUUUUCUGAGACUUUGUAUUGAAAAUAUUCAAUGUUUAUAUUCUGACAAUUUUUAUUUGAGUACGAUUCAUCUGUAUCUAUAUCAAAAGGAGAUUCAAGCGCAUUCUCAACAAUGAAUCACACUCAAAUAAAAAUUGUUAGACUACAGUUAGAAAUCUAAUAAGUGACUGUCUGCAGGUUAUUUACAUGCGUCAGGUGGGAGGUUUUGAUUACAAGGAAAGUGUCAGGAGAUGCUUGAAAAAAAUCUUCAAUGAUCAAUUAGCAGUUAUCUACAGUUUUCAAGGUCAUAAGGGGAAAAAUCCCUUUAAUAAGACUCUAAUUUGCACUGCCGUAAUAAAAUCUAUAUUGAAACUACAUAUAGAUUGUACAUCUAAGGAAGUCGAAGUAGCCAUAAGCAAAUGGCUGACAAAAGCCAAAGAGAGGAUGAAGAAAAACGAAGAACACACAAUUAAUUUUAAUUUGGAAAUAAAGAGUUAAUUAAUAUUA
This is a messenger RNA of Diabrotica virgifera virgifera (western corn rootworm), 1353 nucleotides long. RefSeq lists its product as uncharacterized. Bases 91 to 876 code for a protein of 261 amino acids. Lineage: Eukaryota; Metazoa; Arthropoda; Insecta; Coleoptera; Chrysomelidae. The record is from RefSeq and is a predicted model, not a curated record. The transcript is spliced from 5 exons.